Chelonus insularis is the source of this 1692-nucleotide messenger RNA. RefSeq lists its product as uncharacterized. Bases 113 to 1639 code for a protein of 508 amino acids. The transcript is spliced from 2 exons. NCBI's taxonomy places the organism in Eukaryota, Metazoa, Arthropoda, Insecta, Hymenoptera, Braconidae. The record is from RefSeq and is a predicted model, not a curated record.
UAAACAGUCGACAAGUGUUAAGCUUCGUAACUCCAGUCAUCAUUUCAACUUCAACCGGACAGUAUCGCGGGGGUGGUGAAGAAAUUAUUACUGACACUAUCUACAAGGCAUCAUGAUUGCAUUUUUUGCGAUUCUGGUCAACCUCCUAGCAAACAGCUCUGCUGUAGGUGUUGGAAAAGCAUGGGAAAUAUCUUCAAACACCAAUGCAGAACACACAACUCAUCCAACUUGGCCUCGUCUUGACCUAUCAGCGUUUGAAGUGCGUAGCAUCAGUGGAGUUGGUCGUUUGGCAUCUCGAGAGUCUUCUCCAACAAUAAAAAUUCCUGAAACACUUGUAGAUUUAAAAGAAUUUGAUCAAACAGGUGAAGUGAGAGGAAAUCGUAUUGCAAAAGAACUAGAAGAUAUGGAGGAUAGCCGUUCUCCAGAAUUAUUAUACGAUCAUCCACUUUUCAAAGGAGCCAUAAGAAAUCCAAACGACGAUGUAGAAGUAUUAUCAGAACCCUGGGAAAAAGAAACACGUCGUAAAGCUAGACAUUAUGGGUCUUGUUCUGAAAGUCAUGAAAAACCGGACGAAACAUCAUUGGAAAUAAUUGAAGAUCAUUCUAGAAUACGUAGAGAGGCAGAUGAAAAUCAAAUGGAGAAAAUAUCUGGAACAAAAAGUGCUCGAGAACCUCGUUUGGGUUCUCCUGAAUCUUGGUCAACACAGCCUCUUUCUGUUGAAUUCCGUCAUAGAACUGAUGCUGAAGAAGCUGCUAGUGAAGAUGAUGAAACAUCUCGAUCUCCAUCACAGAGAGAUGAAGCUCCGAGGACCGAUUUUAUCACAGCAAAUAGGAGGAAUUAUGAUGUGCGAGAAUCUAGGGAGUCAAGAGAUUUCCCGAUAUCAAGAACAUAUGAUGAUGUAUCAUUCAGAACUCCUCUUCGCGAUCGUGAAUUCGAUGCAACUUACUCCCGAGGUUAUUACUAUCCAGAUCACUUUAGAACAGAACGAGAAUACUACGUUAGAGGAUUAAACGAGCCGACAGCUUAUUCAUCAGACCGUUAUCGUAUUGAAGACUAUGAUUUAUAUCGAAAUCGACCAACACCAAAGCCUAAAAGAAUAAUUUAUUAUGCAACAUUACCUGAGAUUGUUCGCAAGCCUGUUGAUCUUCGAAGCUAUCAAAGACCUCAUGAUCAUAUCAGACCUUCUAUUCCUAUGAUGACACGUGAUGGCUUCCCUAAAAAAAUUCCCAACAUGAUGGAUCGAGAUGUCGAAACUAGAUAUCGCUACAGAAGCUAUCCUUAUGGUGGUUAUGAUCCUUAUAUCAAAAGAUCCACUUACUUAGAUCGCCCUUACGUGCAUUAUACUGAUAGAGUUGACGAGGUUCGUUAUUUGGAUCAAAAUUUAGAUCAUGACACUUACAAAGAAGUUCGCAGUGCUGAUGAAGCAGCUAAAUUACUCGCAGAUCCUUCAGGAGCACGACGACAAGAAAAAUUACCAUGGCCUGUCCAAAUUGGAACUGAAAUCAAUGUCAAAGAUAAUCAGAAGGUUUCUGGAAGAAAAAUUUUUGGACAAUAUCAAGACUAUGAUAGAUUUAGACCAAGUACUAGAAUAGAACGUAAAGAGAGUACAGAUAAUCCUGGACUAGAAGCUAGAAAUUAAAUACUUGAUUUAGACAUUAAAUAAAAUUGAUAGAUGCUGUUUUAAAUUGAUAU